AUGAACGAGCUUAAUAAAAAAAAUAAGAAGAUAACGGAAUUAGGAGAAAAAUAUAAAGAUUUAAGUGCGAAAUAUCACGCGAUUAAAAAGGAUCACGAUACUGGUGAUGGUUAUUACACGGAAAGCCGACAAUUGCUUGAAUGCGAAAAUACUGUAUUAAUUCGUCGCAAUUUAGAAUUUUUUGAGGAAAUCGAAGCAAUUACAACCAGAAAUAGUGAGCUGGAAAAUAACCUACAAUUAAUACAGCAACAGGUAAGUUUUUUACGGUAA
This is a messenger RNA of Racocetra fulgida, 270 nucleotides long. The record is from the annotation of a GenBank genome assembly. Lineage: Eukaryota; Fungi; Glomeromycota; Glomeromycetes; Diversisporales; Gigasporaceae.